AUGACCUUCAGAAUAUUAGGGAUGCACCUUCCUCUUUCCCUGGACCUCCGGGUUCCCAGACCCACUCAAAAUCUCACGUGUAUCUUCGCACAAACCCUGGCCACUCUUACUCUCACCGCCCUGGAGCGUCGACUCGGCGCAACACCAGAACCUCCGCACACCCACUUUGGACGCGCACACAGGACAGGCCGUCCCGAAUCGCAGCCGGAGCUUCUCCGACAAUCAGCCAUUCUCACUCAGCACCGCCCAUCGCAUUAG
Colletotrichum lupini is the source of this 258-nucleotide messenger RNA. RefSeq lists its product as uncharacterized. Lineage: Eukaryota; Fungi; Ascomycota; Sordariomycetes; Glomerellales; Glomerellaceae. The transcript has 3 exons. The record is from RefSeq and is a predicted model, not a curated record. The coding region runs from base 1 to 258 and encodes 85 amino acids.